ACCGUUCGGACUCAAUCCCUGAAAACAAUGCCAAAAAUCGCAAACUUCAAACUCUUUUUCUCUACAACUCGUUCAGCUCCUCUUCUUCUCUCUUUCAAACCUAAUCUUUCUCCUCUUCUCUUCAAACACAGGACCCCUCUAAAACCUGCCUUCCCUCUCAUUGUCUUAUCUUCGUCGACCGGAAGACAGCGGGAAACUCAUCCUCCACAUCCUCCCAGGAGUAGAAGCAAUAGCACUCUCAGAGAAGCAAAGACCAGAGAGAAAUCAAUGGAAGAGGCUGAGCCAAUUGGGUUCAAUAAGAGAAGAGCCGAAGGGAGAGAUAAGAACGACAGGCCCAAGGACCUUCAGUUGAAGGUCCGGAAAUUGAAUCCCAUAAAUACUGUCUCUUAUAUUCAGAUUUUAGGAACUGGAAUGGAUACACAAGACACUUCGUCAUCAGUUUUGUUGUUCUUUGACAAACAGAGAUUUAUAUUCAAUGCUGGAGAGGGUUUGCAACGUUUCUGCACAGAACAUAAGAUUAAAUUAUCAAAGGUUGAUCACAUCUUUCUUUCUCGUGUAUGCUCAGAAACUGCUGGUGGACUUCCAGGUCUUCUAUUGACUUUGGCUGGCAUGGGAGAGGAAGGGAUGUCUGUCAACGUUUGGGGUCCUUCUGAUUUCAAAUAUUUAGUUGAUGCAAUGCGAUCUUUCAUUCCAAAUGCUGCAAUGGUUCACACUCACAGCUUCAGAGCAGCACCUGGGGCAGAUAUAGCUGCCUUAGCUGAUCUGGCAAAGUUUGUAGAACCCAUUGUUCUUAUUAAUAAUGAGGUUGUCAAAAUAUCAGCAAUUCUUCUACAACCAGGUUGCUCAGAAGUGCGUCAACUAAUGAAGGAAGAUUGUUCCAUGUUCAAUUCACAAGAUCCAAAUGGGAAAGCUCCACCUGUGCUGAAACCUGGUGAUAUUUCUGUGGUUUAUGUUUGUGAAUUGCCUGAAAUUCAGGGGAAGUUUGAUCCUGCAAAAGCUGUUGCCCUUGGAUUGAAAGCUGGUCCAAAAUAUCGUGAACUACAACUUGGGCACUCAGUCAUGUCUGAUCGUCAAAAUAUAAUGGUUCAUCCGAGUGAUGUACUUGGUCCUUCCAUUCCAGGUCCUAUUGUACUCCUUGUCGACUGCCCUACACUGUCUCAUUUGCAGGAGUUGUUGUCUACACAAUCUCUCAGUACCUAUUAUGUAGAUGCUGUGGGCCAAAACUUGAAUACUGUUAAGUCUGUGAAUUGUAUAAUUCACUUGAGUCCUUCAUCUAUCACAAUGACUCCUGAAUACCAAAAUUGGAUGAAAAGAUUUGGUGGAGCACAGCAUAUCAUGGCUGGACAUGAAAUAAAGAACUUGCAAAUUCCAGUUUUAAAAUCCAGUGCAAGAAUCACAGCACGACUUAAUUACUUGUGUCCUCAGUUCUUCCCAGCUCCAGGUUUUUGGUCUCUUCAGCACCUAAUGAACUCCGUGCCCGAGUACAUCACUUCAUGUGAGGGUUCUGUUCAAAAGUGUUGUGAAAGUUUUUCUGCUGAAAAUCUACUAAAGUUCCAUUUGCGUCCUUAUGCACAGCUUGGGUUGGAUAGAUCUGGGAUUCCAAGCUUGUUGACUCCAACAGAAGUUGUCAAUGAGCUUCUUUCAGAGAUUCCUGAGAUUGAGAUUGCUGCUGAACAAGUUAGGCAGUUCUGGGUGAAGUACCAGAAAACUGCAAAUGUAAUGAUUGAAGAGCCUUGGAUGACGGGAAAUGCAUCUGCACCUGAUAUAAACUCAGGAAAGCAGGGUGCAGAUGAGAGUAAGAAUGAGUCCUAUCUUCCUGGUUGUCUGGAGAAUAUAACAAGAGAAGACAUGGAGGUUGUUCUUUUGGGAACUGGUUCAUCUCAGCCAUCCAAGUAUCGAAAUGUUAGUUCUAUCUAUAUUAACCUUUUCUCGAAAGGAAGCCUGCUCUUAGAUUGCGGUGAAGGAACACUGGGGCAGCUGAAGAGGAGAUUUGGUGUGAAGGGUGCUGAUGAUGCUGUGAGAAGCUUAAGGUGUAUUUGGAUUUCUCAUAUCCAUGCUGAUCAUCACACUGGUCUAGCAAGGAUACUUGCUUUGCGACGGGAGUUGUUAAGGGAGGUUCCUCAUGAAUCCUUGCUUGUUGUUGGGCCGAAGCAGCUAAAGAGAUUUUUGGAUGCAUAUCAAAAACUUGAAGAUCUAGAUAUGCAAUUCCUUGAUUGUAGACACACAAUUGAGUCAUCGUGGGAUGCUUUCAAAGAUAAAGUUGAAUCAAACAGGAAUGACUUUCCGCCAAGGAGUUUGAUCAGUGUUGACGAUAAGGGAGAAGGACAGGGUGUAAUGACAAUUGAUACCACUUUAUUUGCUAGAGGCAGUCGCAUGCAGAGCUAUUGGAAAAAACCAGAUAGUCCAGGAGAUUCUGGCAUGGGUUUCCAAAUCCUAAUGAAACUGACGAAAGUGCUAGUUGAAGCAGGGUUGGAAGCUUUGAUCAGUGUCCCUGUUGUGCAUUGUCCACAGUCGUUUGGCGUUGUCUUGAAGGCAGCGGAGAGAAUUAACAGUGUAGGAAAAAGAAUUCCAGGGUGGAAACUUGUUUACUCGGGUGAUACUAGGCCCUGUCCAGAACUGAUAGAUGCAUCUCAUGGAGCAACGGUUCUUAUACACGAGGCUACCUUUGAGGAUGGAAUGAUGGAGGAGGCCAUUGUAAAGAAUCACAGCACAACAAAGGAAGCCAUUGAAGUGGGAGCUUCUGCAGGCGCAUAUCGCAUUAUUCUUACACACUUUAGCCAGCGAUACCCAAAAAUUCCAGUUUUUGAUGAUACUCACAUGCAUAAAACAUGUAUUGCUUUCGACAUGAUGAGCAUUAACAUAGCAGACUUACCUUUGCUUCCAGAAGUUCUUCCAUUCCUCAAGCUACUCUUCAAGAAUGAGAUGAUGGUUGAUGAAUCUGAUGAAGCUGUCUGUCAAACUGCUUGAGAAUAAUAGGCUUUAUUGUUAAGAAAAUACCCCUCAUCGUACCAUUUAUAUGGUGCUAUGAUUGUUCUGAUUCAUCGCUUGAAUGAAAUUUUUUUUUCUUA
Molecule: messenger RNA, 3068 nt
Organism: Telopea speciosissima
Lineage: Eukaryota; Viridiplantae; Streptophyta; Magnoliopsida; Proteales; Proteaceae
Product: tRNase Z TRZ3, mitochondrial
Exons: 12
Coding region: 28-2967 (979 amino acids)
Biological process (GO): mitochondrial tRNA 3'-end processing
Cellular component (GO): mitochondrion
Molecular function (GO): 3'-tRNA processing endoribonuclease activity
Source: RefSeq, a predicted model, not a curated record